CAGGACGAGAAGAAUCAGAUUAUGACGUCAGUGGUUUGGCUCAGACAGUACUGGUAUGACGAGGCUCUCGUGUGGAACUCCACAAACUUCUGGGGCAUUUCUUACAUCAACAUCCCAUCCAACGAGGUCUGGCUACCGGAUACAGUACUCUACAACUCAGUUGGGAACGACCAUAACCAGCUGAUGACCAAUGUCGUCAUCAACUCCGCCGGUUACGUCACGUGGAUGCCCCCCCCCCCCCCCGGGGGUUCCGGUCGUCCUGUAACAUCGACAUCUGUAACGUCAUCAAUACCAACCGUCUUUGUUUCUGUCGUCAUCAAUACUAACCGUCUUUGUUUCUUACGUCAUCAGAGUUGGGAACGACCAUAA
Molecule: messenger RNA, 369 nt
Organism: Branchiostoma floridae (Florida lancelet)
Lineage: Eukaryota; Metazoa; Chordata; Leptocardii; Amphioxiformes; Branchiostomatidae
Product: neuronal acetylcholine receptor subunit beta-4-like
Exons: 3
Coding region: 22-369 (115 amino acids)
Biological process (GO): regulation of membrane potential; monoatomic ion transmembrane transport; nervous system process
Cellular component (GO): neuron projection; membrane; synapse
Molecular function (GO): neurotransmitter receptor activity; extracellular ligand-gated monoatomic ion channel activity; transmembrane signaling receptor activity
Source: RefSeq, a predicted model, not a curated record